CCGUUGGAGAUGCAUUCGACUGUCGCAGAGCUAAUGAUCUUCGCCAACCACUGGAUUGCCCGCUACUGUCUGGACGCCUUCCCGGAGUGUUCUUGUCUGCGUCGUCACCCCGCGCCUAGAUCAGAAUUCUUCGAGGAGCUUAAACGCUGUGCCUCCUCAAAGGGCUUUAGCAUGUCGGUGGACUCUAACCGUGCGUUGGCAGCUUCGCUGGAGGCCUGUAAUGACACCAAUGACCCCGAGGCUAGUUUCCAUAUUCAUUUAACGCCCUACUGA
Molecule: messenger RNA, 273 nt
Organism: Dibothriocephalus latus
Lineage: Eukaryota; Metazoa; Platyhelminthes; Cestoda; Diphyllobothriidea; Diphyllobothriidae
Source: the annotation of a GenBank genome assembly